AUGUCCACCGGGUUUGGGAAGAGAAGGGAGAGCCCGCAGACAGUUCUUCCGUCGCUCACCACGGUACACUCGGACGAUGGUCGCCGUCACGGGGAACCUGAAGCCGUCCAGCGCGCCGAGACCGCUCCCAUUCAUGGAGGGAAGCCUUCGAACUCUCUCAAGCGAAAGGAUUCGGCCAAACCCAGCGUCUUGAGCCGUUCCGACACACACGUGUCCAAGCGGCCUUUGGUCCGGGUUCCGUCUGUUCAGACACGAUAUAUGGAGAUGCUACUUCACCUUGAUGAGAUACCUCGAUUUUACAACAUCUUGGCUAGUUUGUUUACCUGGAUCAUCCUUGCUGGCUUCCUCGUCGUACCGGGCACGUUCACGACCUUUAAGGAGUCGGAAGCGUUUCAAGACGCCGACAACAACGAUGACGACGAGGUCACUCAUGCCAUCGUCCAUUCCAUUGCCAACAUCGGGCUUCUCUGGCUCUCUGGGGCUUUCUGCAUUGUUGGAGCGUUAGGGUGUCUUGCGCUGUGGUUUCGUUGGCGUGAGAACUACGUCUGGCUGAUCAACAGGGUCUUUCUGCCCGUCGCCAUGAACUCCGUCGCUGGUCUCGUAACCACCUUGGUCAAUAUCUACACUGCACAGCAUGGUGUGUGGAGUAUAACAGCAAGGAUCACUGCUAUCGUAAUAGGAGCUUGCAUGAUUGUUGCUGGAUUGCUUUUCGCUCUGUACAAUUUUUGGGCACUACGUCGAGUUCGCAAGACACACGAGAGGCAGAUGGGAUUGGAAGCCCAACACCACGGUGAGACUCUGGUCGAAAAGGUGAAGAGGAAGGCCCAUGAGCCGCCGUUGCAGUCGGGAAGCGUUGUCUAA
Messenger RNA from Cladophialophora carrionii CBS 160.54, 861 nucleotides. RefSeq lists its product as uncharacterized. Lineage: Eukaryota; Fungi; Ascomycota; Eurotiomycetes; Chaetothyriales; Herpotrichiellaceae. The transcript is spliced from 2 exons. Bases 1 to 861 code for a protein of 286 amino acids. The record is from RefSeq and is a predicted model, not a curated record.